CGUUAUAAAUCAUUGUACAUCCCCUGCAAAUAAGGGUGGACAAUUUGACUUUUGAGGGGGAUGGGGCUUGGGGGAAUUUUGUGACAAGAUGUUAUCACCGAAGGUACAUUAUUCAAUAGUCUUUCUAUUAAAUGAAGAUAAAUUCUGGCAUAAAAUAUUUAAAAUGCAGGCCGGCUAGUCAAAGGAAUAAUAAACCUUGAAGUGACAAGGAAAGCCACAGAAAUUCUACAUCCACGCGACAGGAGAAUAAAGCCCGUGCGUUGAAGCUUCCAAGGGUUCCUUUUGAUUUGGAACACCUCCAGGGACGUCCAUGAUCAUUUGCUGGUAUAAAGAGCCAGUUAGAAACGUAGAAUGGAGCGCAUUUGAUAACACCGAGUUCAGAUCGCUUCCCGUGUACUGUGAUUAAAGUUAAAGAGAUCCCGGCCUCCCUAUGGCAAACUUGGUGUCAAGUGGUAGAAAACCAAUGCGGCACGUAUGGGAGAGUGAUUUAUCGUAAAAGCUCAUUUCUCUCGGGAAUAGAUAGGGAUUUUUUAAUUAGUGACCCAGUCUUGAUUUAAAUGAAAUUCAUUUCUUCCGGGUUACAUAAGAAGUCCAUCAGUUAAUGUGUAUCGAUUUAAAGACGCUUUCCGAAGCCAUCAUUGUUUAGGAGUUUUGUAGAUCGACACAAGUUCGUUUUAACAACUCUUGAAUGCUACAAUCCUUUAAUUACGUAUUGCAAUUCUUCUUACUUUUCAAGGGUUAUUAAGCUUGUUUUCAUUGCACUGAUUCUGCGGAAGAAAAUCCACACAGCUCGUCGAGAAAGUGUCAAAUAAAACACCUGGCGAUCUCAAACGAAUAUAAAACAAUUAGUGUUUAUUAACUCGCCAUUAUCUCAUUGGCUGAUUGAUAAUUUCCAAACCCCUUCUAACCAAAUCUUCUGUUCGGCUGUAGUUCAGCGACCAAAACAGGUAGAUUCCUCUUGCGGGGAAGACUCGCUGCAUUGUGCUUUAUUCUCUCAUGCAAAUCAGCAUGAUUCAAGGGGUACGGAGCGCCCGCAGCGGCGAACUAAAGUUUGUUCGCUUGUAAUUACUCACUUCAAAUCCACAACUGUUCUCUUUCUUUGAGGCGUCACCCAGCGUCGCUUUUGCAAAGGCGCGAUGGGUUUCCCGCGCGAAAUGGGGAUUUUACUGGUUUUCUUCAGUCUCACCUCGACAAAUGUAUCUGGAGAUCAAGUUCGUCUCACUGGCGAAGAAUUUAUUAUCUACGAGCCAAGAAAAGCCGGGGAUCCUCGACAGACGGUGAUUAAGCUGCGAUUUCGAACUAUUCACACAAAUGGUCUUCUCGUGUACAGCACGCGCUCGGGGAACAAUGAUUUCAUGCAACUCGACGAUUUUCUGCAGCUCGACAUCCACCACGGUCAAGUGCGUUACCAAGCGUAUCUCGGAGGAGAUCACCUACUUGGAACGCUGAAGAUAAAAAAUCCAAAAAAAGACUUGAACGACGGCCGCUGGCACAACGUGACUUUGACACAGGACGGUCGAGAAGCAAAACUGAAGGUAGAUUCUGUUAGUUCUUCGGGUAUCAUUCCUGAAGCGUACCAGGAUCUUAAUUUAGACAUCGUGUAUAUCGGUGGCAUGAAGUCCGCCACGUACAGGCAUUACCACGUGAGAGGGACACGAAAUUUUCGAGGAUGUCUGGAAGAUUUGAUAUUCCGUGGUAAAAAUCUAAUCUCAGGGGCAAAAGGUGAACUCCUUGGCUACGAUGCGAACGGAAAAGUGUCGUUCAAAUGCGAGGAGCUCGACUACAGAGUUGUCACUAUGUCCAAUCCAAAUGUUGGCUUUCGAGUGACUGUCAAGAAGUUGCCAGCGGAUAACGACACGUUUUACGCCAGUUUUCGAUUCCGUUCACACGUCGAAGAGGGUCUUCUGUUAUCGCGGAGCGCAGUCAAAGUCAAGCUUCACCUCCGCCUCUCGGCUGGAAGUUUACUUUAUGACGUCACAGCUCCUAACGGAUCAAAGACCGUGCUGAGCCUGGGUUCUAAUCUUGAUGAUGGUGAAUGGCAUAACGUGAACGCCAGUGUUAGAGGGCGAGAAGUUCGUCUGCAGUUGGACGGACGAACCAGAACGAAACCGUUGAAUCACUCCUUGUUGAUGCAGGAGUUUGCUAAUAGAUCUCGUUUAAAGAUCUUCCUGGGCGGUUUUGACGACAACAGAGACUUUCCUGGCUUUGUGGGCUGCAUUUUAAACCUGCAAAUUGACAGCCAGAAGAUUAUCCUGAGGAAUCUCAAGAAGAGUAAACACACUAAUGAGGAUUUAAAGUACGCCUGUCGUUUGGAGAAUCGUUGCCAGCCCAAUCCGUGCAAAAAUGGUGGCCACUGCUCGCAGAACUGGCAACGGUUUUAUUGCGACUGUGAACACACUCAGUUCGAAGGCGACACAUGCGAGAUUUCGAAAUACAAGCCGGCUUGUGAAUAUUACAGGGCUAUGGGACUGAAGACGAGUAUGCGCUGCUUGGUAGAUUCUGUAGGAGAUGGAGAUCCCUAUACGGCGUUAUGUAACGUAACGGACGAUCUCAAACGAACGUACACCAUUAUAAACCACAACAAAAUGACCAAGAUCCGAGUUAGCGAGGCAAAUAUCGUCGGGACGCUUUAUAAACACGAAAUAACUUACUCGAACUCGAUCAGUAUGCAACAAAUUAUAAAGUUGAUAGAAAACAGUAAAGAAUGCCGCCAGCAUAUCAGAUUUCAUUGCUUCAGUUCAAAAUUACUUAACACGCCUCGCGGACCUUCACACGCUUUCUGGUUGGCACGUGACGGCGAGAGACAGGAUUAUUGGGGCGGAGCUGAACCCGGAAGUAAAAAAUGCGCAUGCGGAAUGAUGGAGCCAACGUCUUGCGAAGGCACGGCGAAGUUUUGCAACUGUGAUAACAAGGAUAGUCAAUGGAGAGUAGACGAAGGAUAUUUGACUGAUAAAAGCGCCUUGCCUGUUACUGGACUGGAAUUUAACAAGAAAAGUGCAAAAUCGGAUUUUACACUCGGACCAUUGGAAUGCUGGGGAACUAUAAAGGAGAAAAAGAUUCCCAAGAAGAGCGAUCCUUCGAUCGACAUGACUCGAUUAAAGAAAGCUUGUCCAAAGGCAGGGCCGUCCACACCAUCCUCAGCUCGUACUGCCUCAACAACUACCACCCCAACUCCGUCGACCACAAAGAGCUUGUGUCCAAUUGAGGGAGAACGGGAAUGCGCGAAUGCCUCUUUAUCAUUCACUGAGGUCACCACAACACCCGCCUCCGGAAAAGUUAAAGAAACAAGACAAACAACUCCUCUAGAUCCGGAAAAGAGCUUGGAAGAUUCAGCGAGUGAAAUAUCUACAAUAGCGAUAGUUAUGAUCUCUGCCGCGUUAGUUGUCAUCAUUCUACUUUCAAUGAAGUUUGCCCUCCCUCGCGUCAUAAUGUGCAUUCGAACUCAUAGCAAGCGCGGUGAGUACAUCGUCCCCCCGGCUGGAUCAUCUGGAUAUCCAGCCAGGUUGCUGCCGCUAGUAACCAAGCGGUCGUCGAUCCGGGGGAGGCAGUUAACACAGUGUGGCGCCAAUGGCAGAUACGUAGAUGGAAAUGCAGCGGGAGGAUUGAAAUCAUAUUGGGUGUAGAUAUGGCUUUUAUAUAUGGAAAACAUAGCAACGCAAGUCUACGGUUGGCAAGAUUUAAGAGACUGAGAGCGGGCGGCUUUCAGAGACUAGAACUGCUCGAUAGAGAAUACUCGCUAUAACAGAAAAGUGCAUUUGAACCAAGAGAGGAUGUGGAGUAUGAGAGUUGUUAAUCUCUCAUGAAGGCCUCAUUCCCAAGACAGUCCCUUUCAAGUCAGUUUGAACACUCCCGGUUUGCUAAAAUCCUACGAAGGUCUAGAAAUAGCCAAUCUUGUGACGCGGUUUUUUCUCACGUGGACAGGCCAAGUAGCAUUUUCGUAAACCCUUGCUACAUUUCCAUGAAAACAUCCACGCAAAGCGCGUGGUAUACGCUAGAGGACUGGGUACCAUGUCCAAAUGUAACUUGAGAGGGAUUACCUUAGGAGAAGGUGGCCUAACUCCCCUCUUGAUUUGAACUGCGCAUGUGUGAAAAGUGUAUGUGUGAUGAUUCUUAUUGUCAGAUGACGUAAACAAUCUGACAAGGUCCGUAGACGUACACUGCCUUUUGAGAAUAAGACUGUAGCUUUGAUCAGAACAAAUUACAAUAAUCGUGUAUCAUACGAAAAAAAUUAUUGAUGAACGUUGUUAAUUAGAUAUUCGUGAAAAUUCUCGAUUAACGGAAUUCAAUACGCUUUAAAUUGCACAGAAACGGAGUUUUAGCAAUUGAUUUUAUCUUAAUAGAAUGCUUUUAACGACUUGAUCAAAAUUCUUGGUUUUAAGGGCUAUUAAACAAGAAUUUUACAUGUAAUUAAAGGUUUGCUGAUAUUAAACUAUGAAGGAAGUAUAUGAAAUGUA
Orbicella faveolata is the source of this 4454-nucleotide messenger RNA. RefSeq names its product contactin-associated protein like 5-3-like. The record is from RefSeq and is a predicted model, not a curated record. Lineage: Eukaryota; Metazoa; Cnidaria; Anthozoa; Scleractinia; Merulinidae.